GUUUUUCAGAAGCUCACCUUGUACGCUUCGCCCUCCCCACCACUGCCCCCAAGAUCGACGCCUCUCCUUGGAGAAAGAGGCUCCUCACUGCAGCUCCCUCUAAUUACUUAUCACAGGACAGUUUCCAUCUUCCUUCUUCCCGUUUUGAUUUGGAAGGACAAAGUGACGUGUUCUUCAAAGGAGUGGAUCGCUUGGGAUUCCUUCAACGCUUCCUUUCUCUUUCUUUGUCUCCCAGGCAUUGCUGGGUGUGUUUUGCCACCGAAGGCGAUGACCGGUCAGCGGAGUGGGUCUGCCCCUGCCGUUGCAAAGGAUCCACCAAGUGGAUCCACCAGGCCUGCCUCCAACGAUGGCUGGAUGAGAAGCAAAAGGGCAACAGCAUUGGCAGUGUGAGUUGCCCCCAGUGUGGGACUGAGUACUGCAUCGUCUUUCCCAAAGUAGGACCUCUGGUCUAUUUCCUGCAGCAAGUGGACCGGGCUUUAUCCAAAGUGAGCCCUUUUGCUGCCGCUGGUAUCGUGGUGGGGACACUGUACUGGUCGGCAGUGACUUAUGGGGCCGUGACUGUGAUGCAGGUGGUUGGGCAUAAAAAGGGCCUGGAUGUGAUGGAGCGAGCCGACCCCCUCUUCCUGCUCAUGGGGCUGCCCACCAUCCCGGUCAUGCUGGUGCUGGGCAAGAUGAUCCGCUGGGAAGACUACGUGCUCCGGGUGUGGCGGAAGUACUCUAGCAAGCUCCAGGCCCUGCAUUCUUGGGUUCCAGGGACCAGCCGUCCAGUCCCACCGAUACCUCUCGCCGAGUCACGCUACCAGAGUGACCACCUUUCCAUCUCGCGCACCUUGUGUGGGGCCCUGGUGUUCCCAACUAUCGCCAAUCUUGUGGGCCGGGUCACAUUUCGGAGGGUCAACUCCAACCUCCAACGUACCAUCCUGGGCGGCAUUGCCUUCGUGGCCAUCAAGGGAGCACUGAAAGUUUAUUUCCGCCAACAGCAAUACUUAAUCCAAGCCAACCGGCGCAUCCUCAACUUUGUGGAGAAAGGGGACGCGGAAAAGGACUUGGCUCAGCCCGAGGAAGACAGCAACAGUGAAGCGGGGCUCAGCUAGGAAGAACGGUCUCCACUCCUCCAGAAUAAGCAGAUUCUUCUCCAGAAUAGAUUGUAUGUCAUUCAUCGAGCAUUGCUCUUGAAGCAAGCACCCUUCAGGCACCCCAGGUGUGGCGGUGGUGCGUUGAGGGGAGAGGUUGACUUGAGGCUGGGUGAGCCAAAUCUCUGGGAUCUUCUGUAUCAGUAAACAGUGCUCGUUUUCAAGCCAGUUCCUCCUUUGCGUUCUGACAAGCUGACCUCGCUCUGUGCUGUCUUGCGUCUUCGCCCUGUUCAUUCUGAAUCCCACCUGAGCCUGUCCCCUGCUCGCUUUAGAAAUCGUAAUUUCAAUAAACCAUUGAAAAGGUCCCCUUCCCAUUGGGGGAGUUCAUA
This is a messenger RNA of Python bivittatus (Burmese python), 1462 nucleotides long. The record is from RefSeq and is a predicted model, not a curated record. NCBI's taxonomy places the organism in Eukaryota, Metazoa, Chordata, Lepidosauria, Squamata, Pythonidae.